AUGUCUACUCCAGUUGACAACUCUUUGACCGAUCUCAAGGCAUUCACUGCCCAGAUCAUGCCCAUCAUCAGUGCCACCUGGCAGAUUCCCCCAAGUCCCAGACACUCAGCUCUGGGAAAACAGGUUGGUACACUUGUGUCUCAUGUAGCCAAGGAGUAUGGGUCCGGGGAUGGUCCUAUUCCCGGACUUGUCAUUUCUGUCAUAUACCACCUCCGAAAUGUAGCCAAGCUAUACCUUAACCCUAUCCCUACCCCUCGGCAGGAUAACUCCGCAUCCCAGUCUCCACCGGACAUACCCCUCAGCAGGAUCUGCCCUGUUUCCCAUAUACGUCGGACGUCCUAUUCAUCGGUCCUCCUCCUGCAUACCUCGGAUCUCCUAUUCGUCGGACGUCCUAUUCGUCGGAUGUCCUAUUCGUCGGAUCCCACUCAUGUCGUCCGCUCGUCCACUCCUCCACUCCUCCACUCCUCCUGUAUUCGUCGGACAUCCUAUACGUCAGACCCGCUCGGGUCCACUUAA
Suillus clintonianus is the source of this 516-nucleotide messenger RNA. RefSeq lists its product as uncharacterized. The transcript is spliced from 3 exons. The coding region runs from base 1 to 516 and encodes 171 amino acids. NCBI's taxonomy places the organism in Eukaryota, Fungi, Basidiomycota, Agaricomycetes, Boletales, Suillaceae. The record is from RefSeq and is a predicted model, not a curated record.